CGCACACUCGGAGAUUUGCGCAUCUGGUCGUCAUCAGCAGCAGCAACAGCAGCAGCAGCUUUCAUGCUCAGAUGUGACUCAACCGGAGUGAGAACAGAGCUUCUUCUUCUUCUUCUUCUUAAAUGACUUCUUAGAAAUACUCAUUUGAAAGUCGCUCUUUGGCCGCAGGACAAACAGAGGCCGAUGUUUCUCCUGUUUGACGCGCACCGCUGGAUGGAUUGGCUGUAACGGGUUUGAUUGGAGAAACGCAGGCGAGAAGAAAACUUUGCUGAAGUUCGUUUGAGCCGUCUGCGGCUGAUCUGGAUGUGAACAAAUCUGUCUCUCGCUCGGACAACCCGAGUUUCUAUCUGGCUGUUUUCUGGAGACGCAGCUUGUGCGUUCUGCACAUACGGAUCUAUUUGGCUCGCUUGUGAUCCUUUGCUUUCUUUUUAUUACCCCUCCGUUUUUUUCCGCCGUACCCCAGUUGCGUCAUGACUUCUAGCUAUGCACAUGUAAUGGACAGGCAAGCUACGAUAUCAAACCGCCUGGAGAGUCCCAUCACGUCUAACCUGGACAACCUGCAAGCCAAAAAAAACUUCUCGGUCAGCCACCUGUUGGAUCUAGAAGAGGCAGGGGAAAUGGUUGGCACCCACGCAGACGAGAGCGUCGCAGAGGCGGGGAGGAAUAUGCUGGAGUCUCCGGGGCUAACCAGCGGGAGCGACACGACCCAGCAGGAGAAUGAACAGAUGAACACAGAGGAAAAGAAAAAGAGGAAGCAGCGCAGGAACAGGACCACAUUCAACAGUAGCCAGCUUCAGGCUCUGGAGCGAGUGUUUGAGAGGACACAUUACCCUGAUGCCUUCGUCAGAGAGGACCUGGCUCGCCGGGUCAACCUCACCGAAGCCAGAGUUCAGGUUUGGUUUCAGAACAGAAGAGCUAAGUUCCGCAGGAAUGAGAGAGCUAUGCUGGCCAGCAAAAAUGCCUCACUCCUCAAAUCUUACUCAGGAGAUGUGACAGCGGUGGAGCAGCCAAUUGUCCCUCGGCCUGCACCACGCCCAAAUGAUUACCUGUCUUGGGGAAGUGCUGCCCCCUACAGCUGGUAUCCAAUGCCGGAGGGGGGGCCAGUGCGAGUGCCACAGAAAAUGCUGCCCUCAGAGAACAACACCAUGGCCACCUACCCACCCACCUGCUCCAACCCCAAUACGUCCCAGGGAAUGAACAUGGCCAACAGCAUCGCCAACCUUCGGCUCAAAGCCAAGGAAUACAGCUUGAACCAGGUGCCCACAGUCAACUGAAAGAAGGAGUGGUUGUGGGAUUGGCAGGAGGGGAGAGACCGUCCCACCUGCUGUACGCCUGCAGACAGAUGCCGUCUCUGCGAUGAACAUCAGCUCACAUAGCCUGGAUCAUGAAGCCUUCUUUCCUUUCUGGAGCAGCCAUGAUGGCAUACUGCUACCACCUACAUGCCAAAUGUUGGACACCAAAUGAUGGCAGGAUUUUUCUCAAGCCUUUCUCCUGAGCAUCACUGAACUCUUGUCCAUACAAAAAGACAUCUAGAUUGGAUGCUGUAACCAAAUAUCUGCAUAGUUUUACAUUUGUGUUUGUGACUGAAAUGGAAGGCAAAGUCUAAUCAAACAACUUGUUUGUCUGGAUGCUCAUAUAUGGACUACGUGGAACCCCUUUGUCCCACUUUUUUUGUGGUGUUGGAUAGAAUUACACACCAAAAUUGGAAUAAUAUUUUUUUUUCUUUUUAUGUCAACAACAAAUCACCAGGGACUUUCUUUGACAUUUUUUUAAUUUUUUUAAAGAUAGUUUUUUUUUUUUUUUUACAUCUUUCCAUGUUAUGCCACUGACAAGCAAACAUUUUCAAUGCAUUUUGAUUUUUAUGUAAUAGUCCAAUAUAAGGGAAAGGCUGAUGUAUUUCUGAAUCCAAAAAAUAGUAGAUAAUAUCCUAUGAUAUCCUUUAUUUGUAAUAAGAAAAACUUGUAUAUUAAUAAAAAUGCAUUUCAAGCAAAGUCA
Molecule: messenger RNA, 1995 nt
Organism: Acanthochromis polyacanthus (spiny chromis)
Lineage: Eukaryota; Metazoa; Chordata; Actinopteri; Pomacentridae
Gene: prrx1b
Product: paired related homeobox 1b
Exons: 5
Coding region: 471-1274 (267 amino acids)
Biological process (GO): regulation of DNA-templated transcription
Molecular function (GO): DNA-binding transcription factor activity, RNA polymerase II-specific; DNA binding
Source: RefSeq, a predicted model, not a curated record